Colias croceus (clouded yellow) is the source of this 3865-nucleotide messenger RNA. RefSeq lists its product as uncharacterized. The record is from RefSeq and is a predicted model, not a curated record. The transcript has 4 exons. Bases 115 to 3120 code for a protein of 1001 amino acids. NCBI's taxonomy places the organism in Eukaryota, Metazoa, Arthropoda, Insecta, Lepidoptera, Pieridae. Gene Ontology annotation, molecular function: DNA binding.
CAGCGACGCGGACGGGCACACAGUUUAGACAAUCGCUCCGCUAUCGCUACAACGCGUUAGUUGCGAUGACAUGACGUUUUGGUUGUUACAAGAGAUCCAUAGCUGGAAUAGAAGAUGACAAGUGAAAGUGAUAAUGAGUCAGCAUUCUAUGUUGUUCAAUUCAUAGAUGAUGAACUGCCUUUUGAAGGAAUUGAUGAUUAUGUAUGCGUGCCGCGCGCUUGGGUAGUAGUACUCAAAGGGACGAAUGGCAAGUCUGUUGUUGCUUAUCCUGAAAACGAAGAUCCUUUUGAUACGAGAAAUCGCUUGAAGAGAAAAGAGCGAAUCAAUGAUGAGUGGAAAUUUUAUAUGGCCUCUAUCAAAUAUGAGUCAAAUUCUUACGAUGAUGCAGAACUUUGGAUCGCUACGAGAAAUAAUUAUGGACCUGUGGUUGAAGAAAAAUCAAAAGUAACAGAUAUACAACCAGAGCUUUCGAUAAACAAGAAAUUGCGCAGCGUCAAUAAAAACCAUUCGUCAGAAUCCAAUGAUAAUUUUCGGAAACCACUGCCCAGAACAUCAAUCAAGCGACCAUCAAAGUCAAAAUCGAGGAAAGAAAUUAAUGAACAACGGUUGAAACUAGAUGAAUCUGCUCAGUCAUCCAGUGUGGUUGUUAAUGACGCCAAAGUAGAGCCUCGAUCUCCAAAAAGAAAACAGUCGGUUAUCAUUCAGGAUAUCCAAUCAAUGGAAAAUUCUCACGCAGAAAAAUCUGUCGUUUCUCAUGCUGAAGAAAAUACUGAACCAAGGUCUAAAACUCCGUGUACUGAUAAAACCGAACAAGCUUUAAGCUCACCCGUAAAAGACGUUGAUAAACGUAUUGAAGUUACCAAUGUCGAUGACAAAGAUCACUCUCAACGUGUUAAGAAGCCCGAACAUAAUAAUAACAUGAGCCAAGCUAACUCUUCUAGCAACGUAGCGGAUGUGUCAAUGGCAGCAACGCAACCUUCUACUGCAGAUAAACAGAGCACUCAGCCGAAUCAGUAUAAUCAUCAAGAAUGUAUUCCAGACAGAAGUUCACUAUCAAACUUUCUACCACAGAUUGAGAAUGUUCGAUCACUUGCAAAUGUUGACGAUCACAAACUACCUGUUAAUGAAGUUUCAAGUCAGAAAGUGUCUUCCGAUUAUGAGGAAUUAUGCUCACCCAAAAUUAUUGCAUACAGUCACAUGAAUGCGGGUCGACGUUUAGUACCAAUUCAAAGACCGGACCGGAAUUCAAUCGCCCAAACCAGACCUUUGUCGACGAGCUCAGUAGAACAACUACCAGUGGUUAUUCAGAAUCAAUCUCAAAAUGAUCCACAAGUUUCAAGAACGCACACUGGAAAUAGUUCCAGAGACCAAACAGUUCCGCUCAGGAGCAUUGGAAUGAUCUCUCAAGAAAUUCAUGGACCUAGAAUCAAUUUCGAUCCAAGGAAUGUUUUUCAGAGUGUCAAUAAUGCUGCAGCUACUUCACAACAGCCUUCAAGCUUAUCUCAUAAGCCUCCUAGCUAUAUCCAACGAUCAGAUGGACAUCAAAAUUCAGUAGCGCAUGAACAAUAUUAUACGAACUCUUAUCAAAAUCAAUAUCUACCGACCAACCAAGAUAACUUUCAACAAGAACUACUUCGGGGUUCUACAGAGAGAAACACUUACGAUCAUCGACCUACAUCUCAAACUAUCAAUAUGAGGAUUCCAUUAAUCAGACAAAAUUCAACAACGACAAAUUUUCGGAAUUCAUUACAGCAAGCGUUAGCAACAACUAGUUAUAAUAACUUCCUUUCGAAUAAUCCACAACUUCAAGCAAGAAUAAGUCAACGAUCUACUGGAGAUAACAAUGAAGACUUAACAACCAGCCCGCAGAAUGUCAUAGCAUCAGAAACAAGGCACAGACAAAACACAGAAAUGCCUAGUUGCUCUAUGUACCAACCAUCCAGAAUACAACAUACAGCACCCCAUGAAAACAGAUAUCAAAACCUAUGCAAGCAGCAACAGUUGGUUCACCAUUCUACUCAAACGAAUUCAAAGAGAAAGCGAGUUCACUUCAUUGAUGACGCUACUAGGUUACCUGUGAACGGAAUUCAUCUAAACGACAUGGACAACGCGUGUCAAAUAAACGAGUGCACGGUAGAUGAAAAUCUGUCACCAUACCAUGCAGUAACUUCAGAUUAUGAUGCUGUUACGAAUCAGGAAGUAAUCUCAGAUCAUGAGAUGUCAUCAGACGAAGCACCUGCUGAAACAACUAACAAUGCUUACGGAACUGCAAAUGAUCCUAGGCGUAGUUCUGCAGAUAGACCGACAGCUGCCCAAAACUCUACGGUAAGGAGCUGCCAGAUGAAUCCCAGAAUUAUUUUAGAGCAGCAAAUGUUGGACAACUUUUCUACCCUCUUUACUCAAAUGGGAUCUACUUUGCGUCAUACGACUGAUAUGUACAACACCUUACGAAGUUCCAUCCUCGAUACUGCCAUGACAUUCAAAAAGUUAUUGGGUGCUGUCGAACAAUUUAACACAGCGAGAAUCACAGCUAACAAUGCAUCUCUUUCGAGCAACCCAGUACCAGAUGUUCCACAGCCUUCUGAAGAAAGACACACUACAAUAACAGCGAGUGCCAGUACUAGUAAUCAAAAUCAACAUAGUAAUGAUGUUGCUAACAAAACGCCGAAAAAGAAACCCAGGAAGUUGUUCCGAUUCGUUCUACCACCGGAAUAUAACGCUCAUGAUUCAAGAUGGACAUUGAACUAUCCAGAAUAUCUGCCAGGGCUCGUAGAACUUGUACCUGAAAGUCAAAUUUACGUCAGCUACGGACACCUCAAAUAUUGUCAGCUAGUGUCGAAAGAUUGCCCAUCAUUAGCUCGACGAUUAUUAACAGAAGUCUUCAACAGAAAUGCACUGAGUGUUUGUUCAUCAUUGAGUGAGACAGCGAAGGCUUCUAAUAGUGUCGGUUCUAAUAUAAGGCCAGAUUUAGAUGACCAUGCGUGUUCGGUACUGUUGAAUUUUGUUAUAGAGCAUGGACUCCAACGUGAUUGGAAUACUGAUCUUAAACCUAUCCUCGAUAUGAUACACAGUAAGAUGCAAGAGAUUCGCUUCAAAUAUGGUAAAAUAGUUGAAUGUUGAUGACACAAACUGGGCCUACGACAGUUUAAUGUGCAAGUACUGCCCGGACAAAACCGACGACGUCAAGCACACGUUUUCCGAGUGCGAACGCUGGAUCAGGCAACUUCAAGCAAGACUCUCAACCCUGCAAGUCUAGUGAACGACAUGAUACGAAGAGAAGAACACUGGACUUAAACCGCAGCUGACGCGCGGCGUUUUUCAAUGAAAACAAUUUCAGAAAGACUGGAAUUAAGUGAUGCUGACGCCGCUUAGACCCAGUCUUUCUUGCACUAUGUGGAAGGGCGUUUCUGGAUAGUGAAAAUUCUACACUACCGAACUUCAUCGUUCGGUGUCUCAAAAAAUUUUUACCCUCGUCAAAAAAAUAAAAGCAAAGACUUUUUAAGAAUUUUAAGAAUGAAUGUUCGUUUGUAAGUAAAUCUAUUAAAUCAUUUAUAUUUUUUUGGUUUUUAUGGCAUUCAAAUGCUUUAUAAAUAUUAUAAAGGCCUAAAAUUAAGAAAUUAGUGUAAUUAUGGCAUUUAAUAACAUUGUUAUAAUAUGAAUUCGGAAUCACGGGUUAAACUUAUUAGAGAAAAUAAUGAUAUAGCAUUAUAUAGUUUACUAACGUAUGAUCGUUAAUAGUUGCAAUUUUCAUUGUGUAUGUUAAGUGGAUUUACAAGAUGUCAACAGUGUCAUUCAUACUCAUAGUAACACAAAAGAGUUCACAAGCUGAAUUGUAUGAAAAUAAAAAAAUAAAAUAAUUGAAUAA